Molecule: messenger RNA, 2752 nt
Organism: Papaver somniferum (opium poppy)
Lineage: Eukaryota; Viridiplantae; Streptophyta; Magnoliopsida; Ranunculales; Papaveraceae
Exons: 9
Coding region: 48-2459 (803 amino acids)
Molecular function (GO): zinc ion binding
Source: RefSeq, a predicted model, not a curated record
GAUUUUCCGUGAGUUCAUCACCACCAUAUUGCGUAUGUUCAUGUUGUAUGGCUCAGUUCCCUUCGGAUUUCUCAAACUUUGAUUCUACUUGUACACUUUUCUCUUACUUGGAUCUCAGCAACAUCAGUAACCAACAUCAAACUCAGAAUAUGGAGGAAAUUGACAAUGACGAGGUUAUGGAGGUACCUGAUACUCCUGAUAGAUUGAGAGGGAGAAGAUAUAGUGCAGAAGAAUCAAGUUCCCCAUUAAUGGGUGAUUGCGCAAAUGAAUUUAGUUCUUCGCUGAUGGGUGAUUUUGAAAGUUCUAAUUCUAAUAAUAGUCGGAGGAACCAUGUUAAGCCGAGCCUUAGAAAUGGAAAUUCAACUAAGAAAUUGUAUACUUGCCACACGGAAGAUUCCAACUUUUGUGAGCAAUCGAACAAAGUAGAUCGUACAUACAAAUCUUUGUUAGAUAGUCCAACACCAUCUUCGGUUUCUGCAUACGGUCGUUCUAGAAGAACAAUGGGAGACCAGGUUUUCAAGGUGCCAGCGGCUCCCAUGCCUUCUGCACUUCCUCGUGAUCCUAGAGGGAGUAGUAAUGUACUGAAAUUUGGAGGUGGGUCAUCUCAUAAGGCUGAAGUAGUAGCCUCUGCUCACAAAUAUUUAGGUAAUGAAAUUAUGAAGAAUACGGUGGCUAGAAAUAGCAGAAGCCGUGAUACAGGUAGCUUUACUCAUUCUAAGAUACCUAUGGAACGGCUAACAAGCGAAGAUGACAACACUGAUUUGGAUUCGAUUGUGAGGGGUGAUUAUGCUGGAAUGCGUCAAGGGGCUUGGUCACAUGGUGCAUUAAAAGAUCAUCCUAUUAAAGAUGUCAAGAAAGGUGAUAUGAGAUCUUAUUCUCUAGAAACUUCUGGUGCAGAUUUGGAUCAUAAGGAAGAUAUUGUAUCAUCUCAGUCCAAAGCUGACCAAAAGGCCAUAAAUAAAAACACUGGCCGUAGGAGGCUGAUAGCUGUGCGCAAUGGGUGUAUCUCUCCAAGUAAUACAGCUAUGUCCAAACAUAAAUCUGAAAGCCAUGUUAGUAGCUCCAACUUUGAACAGGGUGAAAUUAAGGUGAUUAGUAAUAGUGGAACUUUGUCACGUGAGAUACAUAGCCUUGCCUCUAGUUCCGCAGGGAACCAAUCUGUUAGAUUGGACAAAGGGAAAGGAAAAAUGGUGAUGAUUGAUCCACCUCACGAGAAAGAAUACAAGUCUAAAGUCAUACCUGGCAGGUGCUCGAUCUCUAUCAAAAAUGACAAUGGAAUUAGCAGUGCCAGAUAUUGUGAAUUAAAACGCCCGGAGGAAAUAGAUGGUUGGAGAAGCACUCGUAGGCACUCAAAUACAUCUUCAGAGAUGCCUGGUUUUCCUUCGCCUGCACGAUCAUCUCAACAAUCUUUCAAUGCUGGCCCUGCAGGACCAGAAAACGAAACACGUGAUAGAUUGAAGAAAAUUACUAAAAGACAAAGGAAACAUUCUUUACUUCGUAGUAACUUAGAGGAAUGCUGUACGUCAGAUUUUGAUGACUCUGAAAUUACUUACAUUGGGUCUUCCGGGGAACCUGCAACUGCUAGAUCAACCAGAAGCCGAGUUCCUCGUCGUCUUAGCACCUCUUGUCCGAUUGUUGAAGUGGAUGAGUCCCCUGAAAUACGACGUGGAAGACCUGAAGAUUCAAGUCAAAUGGUCGAUGGUGACUUGGAUGCAAGGCUCAGACAAAUGGAAGCAGAUGAAAUAUUGGCUCGUCAACUUCAGGAACAGCUCUAUGAUGAGAUGCCUGGAGUUGGGUUUGGAGAGAAUGAUGCAAGUUUAGUGUGGAGGCUGCAACAACAGGAGCAACCGCAACACCUUUCCAUUGGAGGUCAGCACAGAUCAACUCCUAGAGAUUCUUCAAUGUCCCAUUUGUAUGGACAAUGCACAUCCCAAUCUUUUGUGGACAACUCAGUUCUGCCAGCAAACCGCAGUUCUCUCUACACGAGAACUGCACGUUUGAGAAACAAUCAUCAACGCCCUCAGACGGUAUCAUCGUCUAGGGGGAGACAAACUCAGUUCCCUUCUACUGUGGAUAUUGAUUCGAGGAUGCGUAUAUUGGAAGCUUUGGAAGCAUUAAGUGAAAGAGGCACCAUGACGAUGGCUAGUCAUUUCCUUCAAAUUCAGCGUGAUUUCAAUGAGAAUGAUUACGAAAUGUUACUGGCCCUUGAUGAUAACAAUCACCAACAUGUUGGUGCAUCUGUUAACCAGAUUAAUGGCCUGCCACAGUCAACAGUUCAGACUGCAAGCUUCGAAGAAGCUUGUGUAAUCUGCCUUGAAACCCCUACAAUUGGAGAUGCUAUUCGGCAUCUACCCUGCUUGCAUAAAUUUCACAAAGAUUGCAUUGAUCAAUGGUUGAGAAGAAGUACGUCGUGUCCUGUUUGUAAGUCUGGCAUUAAUUUUGAAGGAAGUGUCCCCUGAGGACUCUUAAUUGAUUAACAUAGCCCCGAUGUAAUUUGUUUGCCUAAGACGUUCGCAUUUUCUUUUAUAAUCUUCAAGUAAUUGUAACAUGUAUUUUAGUUUUGUCACGGUGGAAUAGUAUUUACAUACACGAUUGGUUCAGGCUGUUCAGCGUUGUGAACCAUUUGUAAUGCUGCGGACAUCUUUAACUAGUAGUCUUCAGGAGAUUAGAAGCUCUUGGUUGAUGUGAAAUUAUGUGAUAUUUGAUUAGAAAUCACCCUAUGCAGGUAUAGGAAUACCUGCCGUUAGUUGGA